Solanum pennellii is the source of this 688-nucleotide messenger RNA. RefSeq names its product auxin-induced protein 22D-like. The transcript is spliced from 3 exons. NCBI's taxonomy places the organism in Eukaryota, Viridiplantae, Streptophyta, Magnoliopsida, Solanales, Solanaceae. The record is from RefSeq and is a predicted model, not a curated record. Gene Ontology annotation, biological process: regulation of DNA-templated transcription. Gene Ontology annotation, molecular function: protein binding. Gene Ontology annotation, cellular component: nucleus. Bases 82 to 552 code for a protein of 156 amino acids.
CCCUCUUUUUGCAUUCAUCAUUCACAAACUAUCAUUUUCUUCACCGGAAAUAUUUCAGCUUUCACCGUGAAAUUAAAAGAAAUGGAAAUGGCUGGAACAGAGCUAAGAUUAGGUUUACCUGGAACAGAUCCAUCAUCCACAAGUAAAAUUAGCAACAAAAGAUGUUCAUCACAUAGGAAUAACAAUGAUGAACCACCACCAAAAGCACAAGUAGUUGGAUGGCCACCGGUUCGAUCCUAUCGAAAGAACAUUUUAGAAGCGAGCUAUGUUAAAGUGAGCAUGGAUGGUGCGGCUUAUUUAAGGAAAAUUGAUCUUACUAUUUACAAAAGUUAUCCACAAUUACUCAAGGCUUUAGAGAACAUGUUCAAGUGCUCUAUUGAUGUAUAUUCAGAAACAGAUGGAUACAAUGGAUGUAAUUAUAUACCAACUUAUGAAGAUAAAGAUGGUGAUUGGAUGCUUGCUGGCGACGUACCUUGGGAUAUGUUCAUUAAUUCUUGCAAAAGGCUAAGAAUUAUGAAAGGCUCUGAAGCUAAAGGUUUAGCAAGCUUAUAGAUCUGAUCGAUUCAGUUUUGAAAUGUAUAUCUAACUCUAUUUAUAUUUAUUUAUUUGAGCCAGUACAGUUUAUCCUAACCGAAAGUAAAGUUUGAUCAACUUUUCUUGUACAUAAUAAAGUUUUUAUUUAUUUUCA